Molecule: messenger RNA, 3588 nt
Organism: Kockovaella imperatae
Lineage: Eukaryota; Fungi; Basidiomycota; Tremellomycetes; Tremellales; Cuniculitremaceae
Product: putative microtubule motor
Exons: 11
Coding region: 51-3500 (1149 amino acids)
Biological process (GO): mitotic spindle assembly; microtubule-based movement
Cellular component (GO): spindle microtubule; nucleus
Molecular function (GO): microtubule binding; plus-end-directed microtubule motor activity; ATP binding
Source: RefSeq, a predicted model, not a curated record
UCUUGUUGUUGCCUUGUUCUAUCUCGUGCUUGUCACUUUCGUCGCACACCAUGUCACGUAAACCAACAGCGACGGGGCGACCAACUAUCGCUAGAGUGACUUCCAUGUCAUCCAUGGCACCUCCGAAAUCAUCAUCUACAGCGGUCGGAAGGUUAUCUGUCAUGCCUGCUGGAAGUGUCAAACCCCCUUCCAUGGGUAAAGAUGACAUGUCUGGUCCCAGUCGGCAUCCUAUCACGGUGGGAGAGACCAACAUCAAUGUCGUGGUCAGAUUGAGAGGUCGAACCCCACGCGAGGUCGAAUCUACUUCUCCUAUCAUAGCGAAGACGCAAGGUGCCUUAUCCAAGGGUAUCACCAUCGAAGCUGUCCCUCAAUCAUCUGCAUUCGGAUCCGCAGGGAUCAACACCCAGAGCCCCGACAUCAAAUCAUAUGCGUUCGACAGAGUCCUCGGUCCCGAGGCGGAUCAAACAAUGGUAUUUGAGGAAGUCGCCAAGAGCAUGUUGGAUGAAGUCCUUGGAGGAUAUAAUUGCACUAUCUUUGCGUAUGGACAGACAGGAACUGGAAAGACGUACACAAUGCAGGGUGACCUGGAUCUGUCGGCUCUGGAUACACCAAAUGAUGCUGGAGGUAUAAUCCCACGCGUCUUGCAUCGCCUUUUUGCCCUCCUCGAAGCCAAAUCAAACACCGAUUAUGUGGUCAAGUGCUCAUAUCUUGAGAUCUACAACGAAGAUUUACGAGAUCUUCUGUCACAAGAUUAUGGCGUGCCUGGGUCCAACAGCCAGCUGAAAAUCUACGAGGAUGGAAAGAAGGGGACAAUGGUUCAAGGUGCGGAGGAGGUCGGGCUGCAGAAUCUAUCGCACGCUCUCAAGGUACUGAAAAAGGGAUGUCAGAGGAGGCAGACAGCGGAGACAAAAAUGAACACGGAGUCUUCCCGAUCCCACACGAUAUUCACCGUCACCGUUAUGGUCAAGGAGACUGGUUCAGGCGCUCACAGCGAGGAUACACUCCGCAUAGGCAAAUUCAACUUGGUGGAUCUUGCUGGAUCAGAGGCUAUCGGUCGAUCGGGCGCCACUGAAAAACGAGCUCGCGAGGCUGGAAUGAUCAACCAGUCUCUGCUCACUUUGGGUCGCGUCAUUUCUGCUUUGGUCGAGAAAGGUCCUCAUAUCCCUUAUCGAGAAUCGAAACUCACUCGACUGCUUCAAGACUCUCUUGGUGGACGUACGAAGACGUGUAUCGUUGCGACGGUCAGUCCAGUAAGGUCAAACCUCGAAGAGACCUUGUCAACACUGGAUUACGCUCUCCGUGCUCGGUCUAUCAAGAACAAGCCUGAGAUCAAUUCUCAUCUCACCAAAGCUGGUCUGUUACGAGAAUAUCUCGGCGACAUUGAACGAUUGAAAGCAGAGCUCAUCGCCGCCAGGGACAAGAGUGGGAUCUACGUGCCAGAUGAGCAAUGGUCGGAAAUGACAGAGGCUCAAACGAAGCUCGCGAGCGACCUGGUCGACGCUCAACAGCGUGCCGAUGGUUGCAGGAUCGAACUCAAUACCAAAAAGAGAGAAUUCGACGAUCUCGUUGUCCGAAUGGUGGCCACGAAGGAGGAUUUAAAGAAGACUCGACAGGCAGAGAAAGAGCUCGGCGAGCUGCUGGAGCAAACUCAGCAGGGACUAUCACUUGCCAAGCAGAAGUUGGAAGAGGAGAUGGUCGUCAGUCACGCUUAUCAACGCGGAGAGUCAAGAAUGGAAAAGGUGGCAGAGGAAUUGAAGGAUGUGGCUUUAGCUAGUGUCGGGGACGUAGGGGCGUUGUUUGAUAAGCUUGCUCGGAAGACCUCGGUCAUGGGUAGCAACACGGACGCAGCUUCAGCGUUCGGAUCCGACCUCAGUCGCCAUUCAACAGCAUUGCGCCAGGCUUUCAAAGGACUGCAGAACGUCCAAGCGAACCAGAGAGCUCAGGUCGAAGAGGAUCUGGCCGUGCAUGUCAAGCAAGGGCAAGAUAUGGCCAAGAAGGAUGUUCAAGACUUGGAGUCUGCUUUUGCGACCUUCAACGACCUAGCGCAGUCACUUGAAGAAUCGAUCGAGUCUGGCAAGAGCGUGGCUUCGGAAGCCGCUCAGUCCGUCGUCCAGGUCAAAGGCGAAGUUCAGCAUGCUGUCCAGCAGUGGGCUGCCAAAUUGAACAAGCGUUCUUCAAAGAUGAUUGCAGAGCUUCUCGACAAUCAGAAGGAUCAGUUGGCCAUGGUCGGAUCUGUACUCACCUCGACUGCGGACUUGGUCGACGCUGUCAUAUCGACUGCUCAUGCACAUUUGAAAGCUGAGCGAGAGGCGUCUGAAGAAGCACGGCGACUUGCCCUUGAUGCGUCGGAUGCCGAGGUCCUUCGCCUGCGUUCUCAGAAUGCGCUCUUGAGUCGCAUGCUGAUUGACGAGCGUUCAAAGACAGUCAAGCUUCGGACAGACCUGGUCAUGAAUUUCACCAACAUGGUUGAAUCCUUCACCGACGCCCAAGACUCCUCGCUUUCUCAAGCUGUUGGAGCGAUCCAAUCAGAGAACGAACAGUCUCUCGCAGCUAUGGACAUUUUCGCCGGUCAAGUUUCGGACAGCCACAAUGCGUCAACCGGUCUCACAGACACGUUUGAAGUGGAUCUCCAGAAAGCACAGAGGACCGCCGAGAUGCAACGCGUGACUGGUCAAGAGUCCUUGGACGGCUUCACUGCUGCUCUACAUACUGAACUUAACAACUACGGCAAGAAGGCAUCUACAGAGGCUGCUAAAUGCGUAUCUGUGGUCGAGGCUUCUUGCGGUCAGCUGGACAGCACUGCUUUGCAACUAUCGCAAGCUGCCACCGAGGUUUCCGGCGAGCAAUCAAAGACUUUACAUGCCAUCGCAGCCGAGGUCGAACGGACGCACUCUCAAUCUAGCGAAAGGAUAGAGGUGGCCGCUGCGCAAACCGAUGAGCUCUCUGCUACACUUAUGAAGUCUCACGCUUCAGCGGCCUCGGCAUUCGAAAACACCCUUUCGACUGCUCAAUCCACACUUGAGGCGCUCGUCGACCGGACUGCGAUCUUUGUCUCUCAGGAGAUUCUGGAGGACGUACCGACUGGUGUGACGCCGAAGAAGAAGAGCUGGAAUGUGCCGACAGCAUGGGAGAAGACCGAGCCGAGGGAUAUACUCAUAGCGCAAAUGAGGAAGCGACAAGCAUCCGGCUCGCAACCGAUCGUAGCUGUCGUGCCGUCAGGUCAGGACGCACCUUCCCUUGGAUCACACCAGAACCUAGAAGAGUCGACCGACGUUACGGAGCACUCUGCGCCUCAGUCUCAAUCCGAGACUCCCCUUGAGACUGCUCCAUUGCGGAUCGUCAAGCCUCGACCUAAGGUCUUGCCAGGACUCAACGGCGUCUCGAAUGGAAUACCAACCUCGAAGACGACGGGCAAACUGCAUGAAGACUUCUCUGGCAGUAGAACAGCGUUGAGCGUGCUGGGCGGUGAGAACACGGCGCCUCGAAAGGUCCGACGGUGAAGAAGAAGAGAACAGAGCGUAUCUAGCUAGUAGCCAAUUCCGCCAGGUGAUGAUAUAAUGAGAAUGUAUGUGGACUCUUGUGUUUUCA